This is a messenger RNA of Pygoscelis adeliae (Adelie penguin), 1833 nucleotides long. It is a transcript of the gene SLC27A6, whose product is annotated as solute carrier family 27 (fatty acid transporter), member 6. NCBI's taxonomy places the organism in Eukaryota, Metazoa, Chordata, Aves, Sphenisciformes, Spheniscidae. The record is from RefSeq and is a predicted model, not a curated record. Gene Ontology annotation, molecular function: long-chain fatty acid transmembrane transporter activity; long-chain fatty acid-CoA ligase activity.
GCUGCCGCCGGGAUUGUCUCCUUGCACCUCAUCCAGAAACUACUCUUCCCCUACUUCUGGGCUGACCUGAGAUACCUGCUGAAAGUAUUGGUGUAUGGGCUGAGAGUAGAGAUGUACCGGCUGCAAGGGAGGAUUGUCACAGUCCUGGACAAGUUUGUGAAGCUGGCUGAGAAGCAGCCCCACAAGCCGUUCCUCAUCUACGAAGGGAAGGUGCACACCUACUGGGAUGUGGACAGGAGGAGUAACAGGGUAGCACAGGUCUUCCUACACCAUGGGGCUCUGAAGAAGGGCGACACGGUGGCCUUGCUGAUGGGCAACGAGCCAGACUUCAUCCACGUGUGGUUCGGACUGGCCAAGCUCGGCUGCGUGGUGGCUUUCCUCAAUUUCAAUGUCCGCUCCAGGUCUCUCCUGCACUGUGUCAGUAGCUGUGAGCCCAAGAUACUCGUUGUGGGAGCAGAUUUGCUUGGGACACUGGAAGAAAUUCUUCCUAACCUCCAAAAAGACGUUAGUGUUUGGAUAAUGACCAAAGACUCCACUUUUCCGAGUGUGCAUACCCUUUUAGACAAAAUAGAAGCUGCAUCUGAAGACCCUGUUCCAGUUAAUCGACGCUCUGCCAACAACCUCAAGUCAUCUGUUUUAUAUAUAUUUACUUCAGGAACAACAGGUCUUCCAAAGGCUGCAGUCAUCAGUCACAUGCAGGUUCUUAAAGGAGCUGCUGGACUGUGGGCUUUUGGUGCUACUGCAGAAGACAUAAUUUAUAUUACUCUGCCUCUUUAUCACAGUGCAGCAUCUCUUCUUGGCAUCGGUGGAUGCAUUGAAUUGGGUGCAACCUGUGUGUUAAAAAAGAAGUUCUCAGCUAGUCAGUUUUGGAGUGACUGCAAAAAGUACAAUGUGACUGUCAUCCAGUACAUUGGAGAACUUUGCCGUUACCUUUGCAGCCAGCCAGUGAAGGAAGGAGAGAAAAAUCACAAAGUCCGACUAGCAGUUGGAAAUGGAGUAAGAAAUGAUGUAUGGAGAGAAUUUUUAGACAGAUUUGGUGCUGUUAAGAUCUGUGAGUUUUACGGCGCUACUGAAGGAAACAUUUGUUUCAUGAACCACACAGGAAAAAUUGGAUCUGUUGGACGCACCAAUUUCUUUUAUAAGCUUUUUUUCCCAUUUGAUUUAAUCAAGUAUGAUUUCCAAAAAGAUGAACCGAUUAGAAAUAAGCAUGGUUGGUGUGAAAAAGUUAAGAAAGGUGAGGCUGGUCUUCUCAUUUCCAAAGUCAAUGCGAAGAACCCCUUCUUUGGUUACGCUGGCAAUAAGAGACACACAGAAAAGAAAUUACUCUGUGAGGUAUUUAAUAAGGGAGAUCUUUAUUUUAAUACUGGAGAUCUAAUGGUUCAAGACCAUGAGAAUUUUCUUUAUUUUUGGGACAGGAUUGGAGAUACCUUCAGAUGGAAAGGGGAGAAUGUUGCAACUACAGAAGUUUCUGAUGUCAUUGUAAUGUUGGACUUCAUACAAGAAGCAAAUGUGUAUGGUGUAUCUGUGCCAGAUCAUGAAGGAAGAGCAGACUCUCUUAUUUUAAAGCAGAAUACAUCAUUAGACUUGGAGCAAAUGUAUAAGCAAGUAGUGACCUAUCUACCAAGUUAUGCUUGUCCUCUUUUUUUAAGAGUCCAGGAAAAAAUGGAAAUGACUGGAACAUUCAAACAACAAAAAUUUCGACUGGUUGAUGAAGGUUUUAAUCCAUCUACAAUUACUGAUCCUCUUUAUUUUUUAGAUAAUUCUAAGAAAGCAUAUGUCUUGUUAACCGAAGAAGUACAUGAGAUGAUCUUAUCUGGGAAAAUGAAACUUUAA